Gryllus bimaculatus (two-spotted cricket) is the source of this 314-nucleotide messenger RNA. NCBI's taxonomy places the organism in Eukaryota, Metazoa, Arthropoda, Insecta, Orthoptera, Gryllidae. The record is from the annotation of a GenBank genome assembly.
CAGCGAUGGCGGUGGAGAGCUGGACCGAGCGCGCGACGGGCCGCGUAACCGAGGCCGCCCUGCGCCUGCGCCAGCCCGCGCGCCGCUUCGCGGGCAGCGUGCGCUCCGCCGUCACCGUCGGCGCCAUCGUCAUCGGGCGUGUCUUUGGCAGGGGCUUACGAAGACCCUUCCCAUCUGGGUACACCCAAACGCACAUGGUGGAAAUGAUUCCCGCCAAUUCGCAUCCUGCAUGGAGCGUGCUGGGUGUGUUUUCGCGUCGUCCACGCAGAGACUGCCAGAUACGUCAGCAGUCACGUGACUCCAAUGGUAGUUAA